This is a messenger RNA of Acanthaster planci (crown-of-thorns starfish), 5063 nucleotides long. Its product is annotated as interleukin-6 receptor subunit beta-like. The record is from RefSeq and is a predicted model, not a curated record. Lineage: Eukaryota; Metazoa; Echinodermata; Asteroidea; Valvatida; Acanthasteridae. Gene Ontology annotation, cellular component: external side of plasma membrane. Gene Ontology annotation, biological process: cytokine-mediated signaling pathway. Gene Ontology annotation, molecular function: protein binding; cytokine receptor activity.
UAUUUUUUUUUUGGAAAGAAAUGCUUAAAUCAGGAUGAAAAAGGUUCACUUCCACUUUUAUUUAAAUUAAAGGGACACGUACAUGACGGACAACAGGGUUGAAUUGUAGGUUGAAACUCACAUGAAACGUUAGUUAGGCCUAAAUAGUGUAUGUAAAAUUCGCAAGUACAAAAAUUCUGGUUCAAAUUAGAGAAACAAGCACUGAAAUGAUGUAUCGUAAACCGGUUUCUGAGCUAAAACUAAAUUAAUUUUAAAAAUUGCCCCAAGAACAUUAUAAAUCAUCAGAGAAAGUGGAAACAAUGUAGAUCCCCCAGGUAAAAACAAUCGGUUGACCUCGUUUUCUACUUCUUUUAAUUGGUUCAUUUUAAGGAGAGCAAUUUGCUCUCCUUAGAGAUUUGGGGAGAGCGAUUUAUGGCUCGCCUGGAUUUUCUUAAAAUGAAGGACUGUAUUACCCCUUUUUCCUUCCCGCAUUGCCUUUCUACCAUUGUCCAAAUCACCCAUGGGGUAUUAACGAUAAGGCUAUACUGUAGGCCGUAUCCCUUGAAGAUUUUUUUUAAAUAUUUAAAAACUACUUUUUAGGGAAAUGUAGCCCCUACUGGUCUGGUUUCUGUUUCCAGUGCUGCAGGGUGGUGCAUCAGAAGUAAUACGGUAGCAACCAGUCUAAAUUGUAACCAGGAUCAACAAGUUUGCCCUAUGGUACAUGUACAUGAAACCAUUCCCUGAUACAUUUUCCUUGAUAGUGUCGGAAUUUUCCCUUAUUUUUGGAUAUUUUUUGAUUGAUUGAUUAUUUUUGUGGCUAUGGUAACUCCAUUGCAUGUUAAGCUGGUUAUAAAAAGUGAGAAUAUGUUAAACUGUACACAUGUAUUGAUACAUGUACAGUUGGAUAUUGUGGUUCAUAUGGACCAAUUAUGAAUUUUAUUUUUACAUUCACAAUAAGUGACUACGCUGUUUUUUGUCCUCAAAGUUGCUACCAUUGUUACAUGUACAUGUUCAGAUCUUGCCUCCCAUUCACCGCUUAUGUUACAUGUACUGAUAUGUCCAAAAUUCAUGAGCAUUGCACCCGACUUCAAAUUAGAAAGAAUCUCAUACAGAUGCCACUAAUAUUUCAUAGAGUUACCUAUUAGCCAUUUGAAAGCAAUAACAUGACUUAAAAAGCCAAAUUUAGCAGGGAAAAUAUUGGUGAGUACAAAACUAAAUUUUUUACACCAGUCUCAUAGGGUUUGUGCACAAAAUGCCACGUGGCCUCAGUACUUGUACACUGUAUAGGGAAUGCUUUCCUUAACAUUUGUCACAGCUUUCAUCAGAGUAGGCCUAUAUGCUGCUAGAAUUACAUAUAGAUUUAAUGGCAAGGACGUGAUUUGUGUGUGGAAAUGAAGAUUGACCGAUAAUGAAAUCCUAUCUUCAGUCCUUGUCGUUGGUUGUUUUGACGGAGGGCAUGCAAAACACAUACAUGUACAUGUAUGCAGAUGUAUACUGGGAUGUCUCUGCUAGUGGAAUAAGGUAUUGUAUGUUGAUAAAUUUUUGAUCUGUAUACUAUCCACGUACAUUGCAUUUGAUUGAAGUAUGCUUGAAGGUAGUUUAAGGCUUGGACGCAGAUGUAAAACCCUGGAAUUUUCAAACUCAGAGGACAUUUCCUGUGUCAAUAUUUAAACUGAAUUUUUCCCAAGAAUAUUUCAGAGUUACACCUUAAAUUUCACAGUAGGGUAGGUAAAAAAAUAAAAAGAAGCAUUUGUCACUUUUCUGUGUGGAGACCUCUAUCCACUCAUGAUUUAAUAUGUUCUGUAAUUCUGUCCAUUAAUGUGUGGGUAAAAAUUGAAGAUUUGACAUACAUGCAUGAAUUACACUUGCAUAAGAGCUUUUUUGGCCAAAUAGGUCAUCUGAACUUCCCUUGCGGAGGCCAGUUAAUUCAAUUGUUAUUCAUCGCAAGUGCCACACCAAACAUGGUUUGACUGAAAUCGUGACUUCGUGUAGCACUUUCCACUAUAAGAAUUAUUAAGUAAUAAAAUUUGUCUAAAAUAAUGAAAUUGCAUUUACACACGUACAGUACAUGCACCAGUACAUAUUGCAAGUUACAUGUACAUGUACCUGUAACAAGUGCUGUACGUUGCGACCAAAACAGUCGCAUUUGGGCCUAAAAAAUUAUCAUAUGCGGCCAAAUGAUUUUUGCCCGUCAGUCACCCACCUUGUCAGUCAUACGUCACGAACGAUCAUUGCCCGGGUUUCUGCUUCAUGUACAUGUACGUGCACCGAGCGAUGUUUGUUGGUGAUUCUGAGAGAAUGGAGAAAUGAUACUGAAACAAAGUUACAGUAAAUGUGAAGUGUUCCGUAGAUUGGUUUUGCCUUCCGUAUUCCAAGACAUAUGGAUAGCCUACUGCUUUACAGAAGCAGUCACAAAUUCAUUGGAUGAUUUACAUCUGGUUUCUGGAAGGGCCUUCAUGCUAUUUUUUUUUUUAAGUGCUGUAAAAAAUAGCAAAAGAUCAGAUGUGGUCAGAAGAAUGUUCGCAUUAGUUGCAUAGUUCCAAACCUCGUCACUUUCUCCUCAAUUCUAGACCAAGUACUGAUAUGUAUUUGGGUUGAUCAUAGAGGCUUUGCACAGUAGCCAUCAUGCAGGGCAGUUCUUUGUUCCACAGGGAAACUUCUUUUGUGCAUACCCUGUGGAACAAAAGCACUGCCCUGCAAAAUGGCAGCCCUUCAAACCCUCUAUUGAUUUUAUGGCCACACUGUUCUUGUUGAUCAGGCAACAGAGGAAAGCUACAAGUGAAACUCUGUAAACUAAACGUCAUACCGGUAAUUUGUUUUAUAAUAAUAAUAACAAUAGGAUUUUAUGUAGUGCUUUCAACUAAAAUCAAUGAGCUUUCCUUUAUUAUUACCCCUGCUCACUGGGCCCAUGAAACAUUCCAAAUAAAUUAUUGCAUGCCUCUUCAAUUAUUAGAGUCUGUGACAGUUUGUAGAAAUAGACGCCUGCCUCAAGUUACAGAACAUUAAGAGUGAUGCUCUUGAUGUACUGGUUCCUAUAAUGAAGGCUACCGGUACAUGUACUUCAAUGUGAAUAUUACUCGUGUAAACGUACGACCACCACAUUCAGGUUAAGACUACAUGUACAUGAUACCAUGCUUGUAAUACACUGCCCAUGUGUACACCAUGCUGUUCAAAAGGCCUGAAUACAGUCUACAGUGUUCAGGCACAAUGGAGUGCAGCCCCCCACCCCAUUGUUAUGAUAACCAAACCAAGCCCGCCCUACUCAAUAUUUGCAUUUAACUAAACAAGCCCUUUUGAAACUGGCCAGCCAUGCAGGACAGUGCUUUUGGCAGCAUGGGGCAGGAUGUGCUAUUGUUGGUCAGUUGUUGGCUGGAUUUGGGCCUUCAAUUGCAGGCAGCAACUGGUCCUCCUGAGUUGAGCCAAACGCCAAAAGGAACAUUCCUAUUUCUGACGCUGGGGGAAUCGUCCACAUCCGUGUACUACUCUGUGACUUGCGGCGACGUCCGUGUACUUGAUCCUACUGCCAAGAUCUGUGGUUAAAUUUGAGCCAAUCUUCACACCUGCUGGUACGAGAAAUUUAGGCGAGGCUCCAAACAAUCGAUUGAUCAGUUGAGCUCCCAACUUUGUCCGAGAGAAUGUUGUGCCAACAGAAGAACCUGCACGCCAGCCCCUUGUGCCCCACCUGCUGGCUUCACUUCCUCAUUGUUCUGUGUCUGACGCUCAGCGCAAGAGGUUUGCACAUGGCCCACGCCCAAGCAACAGAAACAGUUCAGAUCUUUCCCCUGGAGCCUACCAUCCUGGCUGGCACUGGCUUCAACCUGACGUGCACUGUCAGUCAUUCCAGCAAUGUUCUGGCCAAGGACAUUGCAUGGAACCACAACCACAUGGCGUUGCCUCGCACUCAGUUCAGUGCCUUUGACGACAAGACCUCACAGUUGAGCGUCCAGGAUGCCCGGUUUGAAGACAGUGGUCUUUAUGCCUGCUUUGCUCAGGGCAUUAGUAAUGAAACUCAAGUGUAUGUUGGAGAACCCCCGAGUGAGGUCCGUGGCUUGUCGUGCUUCUCUCACAACGCAUGGGAUAUCACAUGCUCCUGGGAGCGAGGCAAAGAUACCAAUCUCAACACAACCUACACAUUGCAGUAUUUUCCCCAACACAGUGAAAUCAAAAAUUAUGAAAACUGCCCCGACGAGUAUUGCCAGUGCAAGGACGAGCUGACGUGCACGGUGCAUGAUCGCAUUCAUGGUCCAGCGUUGUUCCGGGUCUUAUCGAGAAACAAGUUGGGCUACGCCAUCUCGGCGGAACUGUCGUUUAACCACGAAGAGGAAACUGUGCCCUAUCCACCGAGAAACGUCCAGCUAAAAGCCCUCCGCCGUUCCCAGCUGAAUGUCACCUGGGACCUCCCACCUGAGUGGGAUCCCUUUUACGAAUCUGCCCUGCAUUAUAAAGUGGAGUAUUACAAGGAAGGCACGACUGUAUUGAUCCGGCACCCCAACUCCUCAAACAUUGCGGGAAAGAAAUACGCCAUACUGCUUCCACUACCAGGUUCUCUGGAUCCCUACACCACUUAUUGUGUCAGAGUUGCCGCUAAAUUUUCUAUAGGGCCAUGGAGUGAGUGGUCUGACACGGCCUGCAACAGAACCUUGGAAGAAAGGCCAGACGCAGAGGUCAACGUUACCUGGAGUUCGCAGAUCAACUCCCGGAACGACUCUCUCCGCGAUGUGCUCCUGAAAUGGGAGCCUCUUCCUCAAGCCAGUGCACGUGGUGAAAUCCUUGGGUAUCGGGUGAUCAGAGCCAACCUCAGCCACGAGAGUGUAACCACGCUGGGCCCAUCCAAGACCAGUUUGGAAAUACCCGGUGAGCUGUUCUCCCUUUGAAAUUAGUUUUGGUUGGUGUCCAUGUUUCAACAUUCCCAAGGAGAGAUACUGCUUUGUGGUUCCCACCUGCGGUGUUUGGGGGAGGGAAGGAACAUUGAUUCACUGUGUUUUGGCGAGCUGCGAAGCAAGUGCAAGCUUAUGUAAUACCAAUUUCCAUCUUCUGUCCGGCCGGCCGGCCAGCUGGCCGUCCUUAAAUGUUAAAGUUUUUCC